CGCGUUAUUUUCAGGUCUCUCAUGUUUCCAUCGCGUUGUUAACCAGGCCUGUUGGUACACUAAAGUUGCUAUGAGGGUGUGGUUGUUCUGUGGGCAUGCACAUACAUGUGUUCUGUUGUCCUCUCUCGUUGCUUGCAUUGAAUUCCACCAUCUUGGACUUCACAUUUUUCAGCCUCUUCAACUUUUCCAUCCCCUCCUAUACAAAUAGCACAACCUCAGUCCUCCCUCCCACUUCUGCUUUUUUCACUGGUGCAUCUGCAGCUUAUGAUUUUCCCAGUCGAGUCAAUUAACUAAAACGCAGCAGCCAUGCCUUCAGAACUGGAGACAGCCAUGGAGUCCCUCAUCACUGUGUUCCACCGUUACGCCUCUAAGGACGGCCAGAGCAGCACACUCAGCCGGCGAGAGCUCAGAGAGCUGAUGGAGAACGAGCUGUCCAACUUCCUCAAGUCUCAGAAGGACCCUGCUGCCGUGGACAAGAUCAUGAAGGACCUGGACACCAACGGCGACGGCCAGGUGGACUUUGAGGAGUUUGUUUCUCUGGUUGUUGGACUUUCCAUUGCCUGUGAGCAGUGCUAUCAGAUGCACAUGAAGAAGAUGGGAAAGAAGUAAAGGAUGAAGGCGAAAGAAGUGAAGGAACCAAAGUGCAUUUCAGUUUUUUGUAAAGAUAGUUUUGUUCAAUAAAAAACACUAAAUCAGUUCAAA
Messenger RNA from Amphiprion ocellaris (clown anemonefish), 702 nucleotides. RefSeq names its product protein S100-A1-like. The transcript is spliced from 3 exons. NCBI's taxonomy places the organism in Eukaryota, Metazoa, Chordata, Actinopteri, Pomacentridae. The record is from RefSeq and is a predicted model, not a curated record. The coding region runs from base 307 to 609 and encodes 100 amino acids. Gene Ontology annotation, cellular component: cytoplasm. Gene Ontology annotation, molecular function: calcium ion binding.